GAAAUGACCCUGUUCCAGGUCCCGGGCUAGAGUGUUCUGGAGGCCCACUUCAGACCGGGUACUUCCUUUGCUGACUUCAUGGCGGCGCGGCCUGCGUCCGGAAUAGUGCGGCAGCUCCUGAGGUCCAAUGCCCGGGGUUGCAGCUCGGGGGCUCCUGUGACGCAGCCCCGCCCCGGGGAGCCCUCGAGACCUACCAGGGAGGGGCUGUCCCUGAGGCUCCAGUUCCUCCAGGAGCAUGCGGCUCCCUUCUCUGCCUUCCUCACGGACAGCUUUGGCCGGCAGCACAGUUACCUGCGGAUCUCUCUCACAGAGAAGUGCAACCUCCGAUGCCAGUAUUGCAUGCCCGAGGAGGGUGUGUCCCUGACCCCCAAAGCUGACCUACUGACCACAGAGGAGAUCCUGACCCUUGCCCGCCUCUUUGUGAAGGAAGGUGUGGACAAGAUCCGUCUCACUGGUGGGGAGCCUCUCAUCCGACCGGAUGUGGUGGACAUCGUGGCCAGACUUCAUGGGCUGGAAGGGCUGAGAACCAUCGGCCUCACCACCAACGGCAUCAACCUAGCCCGGCUGCUGCCCCGACUUCAGCAGGCAGGGCUCAAUGCUGUUAACGUCAGCCUGGACACUCUGGUUCCCGCCAAGUUUGAGUUCAUCGUCCGCAGAAAAGGCUUCCACAAGGUUAUGGAAGGUAUCCACAAAGCCAUCGAGCUGGGUUACAAGCCUGUGAAGGUGAACUGUGUGGUUAUGCGAGGCCUGAAUGAAGACGAGCUGCUGGACUUUGUGGCCCUGACAGAGGGCCUUCCCUUGGACGUGCGCUUCAUUGAGUACAUGCCGUUUGACGGCAACAAGUGGAACUUCAAGAAGAUGGUUAGCUACAAGGAGAUGCUGGACACCAUCCGACAGCGGUGGCCAGGGCUGGAGAAGCUGCCGGAGGAGGACUCGAGCACUGCCAAGGCCUUUAAGAUCCCUGGCUUCCAGGGUCAGAUCAGCUUCAUCACAUCCAUGUCAGAGCAUUUCUGUGGGACCUGCAACCGGUUGCGCAUCACAGCUGAUGGGAACCUCAAGGUCUGCCUCUUCGGGAACUCUGAGGUGUCACUGCGGGACCACCUGCGGGCGGGGGCCUCUGAGGAGGAGCUGCUGAGAAUCAUUGGGGCCGCAGUGGGUAGGAAGAAGCGGCAGCAUGCAGGCAUGUUCAAUAUUGCCCAGAUGAAGAACCGGCCCAUGAUCCUCAUCGGUGGGUGACCUAUCAGGGUACUUUUGAUGCUUCAAGAUUCCCCACCAGCUCGUUGGAGCAAUUUCUCCUGGGAUCCCCUCCGUGUUCGGAAUCCAAGUGCCAGACAGUGUCUCUCUGACCAGAUGGCAUCUUUGUGGAAGAGACACUGCAUCCCCACGGCCCUUCCUCUGUCUCAGCAGUGCCUAGGGUCUGGCUCCCCUCAGAGACACUACAGCUCCUAUCCAGACCCUGACACUCACUCAAAGUGCCUUAGCACAGGGUCCCAGGCCCCUGAUGCCCCCUCGGGUCCAGGGCCGACCUCAAAUCAGCUAACUCAUGUGGAUUCAGCAGGGCGGGCAUCUAUGGUAGAUGUGGGUGGGAAGCCGGAGACAGAGCGGGUGGCUGUGGCCUCUGCCAUGGUUCUUCUUGGACCCGUGGCCUUCAAGCUUGUCCAGCAGAACCAACUGAAGAAGGGCGAUGCUCUGGUGGUGGCCCAGCUGGCUGGAGUCCAGGCAGCCAAGCUAACCAGUCAGUUGAUCCCCCUCUGCCACCAUGUGGCCCUGAGCCAUGUGCAGGUGCACCUGGAGCUAGACAGCACACGCCACGCUGUGUUGAUCCAGGCAUCCUGCCGGGCCCGGGGUCCCACCGGGGUAGAGAUGGAGGCGCUGACCUCGGCUGCCAUGGCUGCCCUGACGGUGUAUGACAUGUGCAAGGCAGUCAGCAGGGACAUUGUGGUGACAGAGGUAAAGCUCAUUAGUAAGACUGGAGGGCAGCGGGGAGACUUCCAUCGGGCUUAGAGUGCCACACUCUCCAGUCAUGUCUCCCAAGGGGAUGCAAUUCAGGCUGAGGAAAAGAUGUCACAUUCCUCCAAAUCUAGUGAUUAGACCUAGGAUCACCCUGUCUCUUUACCACUAACCUAUGAGGUGUCGUCACCAGAAGACACCUGAGGCCUUGACACCUUCCAGGACUCUGGCAAUGGGAGUUUCGAUACUGGAUACCCAAAACACACACACACACACACACACACACACACACACAAACGUCAUAUUGCUCAGGUUGUUUCAGACAGACAGCUUUAUGCAGCCCUUCUCAUGUAGGGUCCUCUCUUCUCUUCCCCGGGGAGAGAAUAAGGGCUCAUUAAGCAGAGGAACCCGCUUUGAGGAAGGAAAAGCACAAACUCCCUAAGGAAUGUAUCACAGACCGCCGACCCCCACCCCCGUCUCCGGCCCUCUCUUCCGACAGGAUGCACACUUGUGGACCACAACCCUAAGGUCUUGUGCCAGCAUCUACCCACACCUGGUUCUGUUCACUGUGGUCUGCCCACACCUCUCUACUCUGGCAUGUGUCAGGGAAAGGGGCGUUGAAGGUGACCUUUACCCUCACAGCAUACCAAUAAACCACGGUGCCAGCUUUGGAGGUGA
Mus caroli (Ryukyu mouse) is the source of this 2628-nucleotide messenger RNA. RefSeq names its product molybdenum cofactor synthesis 1 (gene Mocs1). Gene Ontology annotation, biological process: Mo-molybdopterin cofactor biosynthetic process. Gene Ontology annotation, molecular function: GTP 3',8'-cyclase activity; cyclic pyranopterin monophosphate synthase activity; 4 iron, 4 sulfur cluster binding. The record is from RefSeq and is a predicted model, not a curated record. NCBI's taxonomy places the organism in Eukaryota, Metazoa, Chordata, Mammalia, Rodentia, Muridae.